Messenger RNA from Choloepus didactylus (southern two-toed sloth), 12258 nucleotides. RefSeq names its product ATPase family AAA domain containing 2B (gene ATAD2B). The transcript has 29 exons. Gene Ontology annotation, biological process: positive regulation of transcription by RNA polymerase II. Bases 4870 to 8760 code for a protein of 1296 amino acids. Gene Ontology annotation, molecular function: ATP binding; ATP hydrolysis activity; histone binding. Gene Ontology annotation, cellular component: nucleus. Lineage: Eukaryota; Metazoa; Chordata; Mammalia; Pilosa; Megalonychidae. The record is from RefSeq and is a predicted model, not a curated record.
AGAGCUAAAUCUGAAAGGUGUGCAUUCUAUUCAGAAUAAAUAUUCUGAAGACAAGGCUUUCUGUAAAAACUAAUCUAAAGAUGUACAAGCUUCUUGACUUUCUGAAUCUAUCAUAUAUUUUAAAAUAGAAGUAUAUUUAAGAAAAGCUCUGCCCACUUAAGUACAAAUAAAAUAUUUAGAAUGUAAGCAUUUAAUUGUAGCAUGCUAUGCAUGUCUACUCUAUUAAAGCCAUGUCUAACUCAUCUGAAGCAAUUAGCUCAUCUGUCACUGAUCAGUUUGUGGUCCCAUUUUUGAAUUCAUGGAUAUCAUGCUGUCCUUACCCCCUGAGGAAUGAGGUGAGGUAAUUUGUCAAGCAGCUGUUAAAAGGCGAGGAAUCAAUAAUCUAAUAUAGAAAUGAACAUUUGGUAGCUUUUAAAUUGCCAGAAGAAUGAAAGAUAACAGGAUUUCUUCUAAAAGGAUGCUAAUGAAACUUUGUUCUAAGGACCCUUUUAAAAUGUUUUAAGACCAUAAACAACAGGCUAAUGAAGAUCUACUUUGAAAUACUUGUGUUUUUUUUUUUUUUUUCAGUUUUAAGAACAUCUUGUGUAAUGACUGUGGUAGAUGAUGGAAUGAUCUGAUGGCUUUCUCUGAUAGAUUUAAUAAAUUUACUAAUCUUGUAUAGUGUUCGGUCCUUUAGAAGAGGAUAAGUUACAAUUCUACUGAAUUAAGUUUGUGAACUAUGUAUUUAUGAGCUGUAUAUUUCUGAAGUGGGUUGAUUUGAAUGUGGUACAAACUUCCUCUCAAGUUGGUUUUAUUUUACAGAUAUUUUACACUCCUAAUUCAGCCUUUCUGGUGUGUGUAAGGCACCCUCUGUGUCUAUGGGGUCUUCAGUAGACAUUUUCUAGUGUCUUUAAAGUCUUUACUCCAUGGAAAAUGGGUUGCUCAUGCUGUUGAUUCAGAAGACCUUUUUUCGUAGGAAGAAAUGUAUUCGUCUCUGUUUGACAUAUAAUUGAAGGGUUUCCCCUAUUUCUGCUUUUGUGCUUUGUUGUUCACUUACCUACCCUUGAUGAUGCUGAUUUUUUUCCUCCUUUCCCGCUGACUCUUUUUAGAUUAUUUCCUUCGCCGUAUCUAGAGACAUUUAAUUUGCUCCAGAAAGCCAUAGCUCCAAGAGCUCUUCUAGUUUUGCCUUUUCCCCAGGUAGUGUAUGUGUAGAAUAGGGGUAUUAACGUAUGAUACAUUUUGAGUGUUAUUGGAAUGAUUUUCUCGUGGCCACACUUUCAUAGUGUCAAGCUGAAUUGCAUUGUGAUGCACUUACUUUUGCAAUUAGUCCUACAUAUUGUAGGUUUUUUUUUUAAACAUGCAUAAAGCUUAUCCCUCUAUUAAUCUGAACACCAGGAAUUAGCAUUUAUUUGCUCCACCAGUGUGUCACUCUCAACAAACAACCUGAUAUUGUACUCAGAACUGGACAGCAAUCUUUGAAAAAUAUUUCAAACUCUUUUCCUGCCUCUGCUUGUUAGGCCUGUUUUCUGAUACUUCUGGCUUUGUCACUAGUUUUUGGGCUUUUUGAAGUGGUCAUUGUCUCUUUCAGAAUACAUGUUUUUGUUUUGAGGUUCAAAGAAAGUAUUUUGAGUAACUUUAUAGGUAAAGUUACUUUAUUUUAAUUUUAGUUAAAAAAAUUCCUGGGUCCUUCUUUAAUAUGCUGUUUUAUCACUCCAUACUUCCCUUUUUCAUGUGCUAUUUGCCAAUAUAAAGCAAAUACUAUGUGAGAGAGAAAUGUAAUAAUAUACAUAACUCUCAGAGGAGUAGGGAAAAAAAUACGAGUUCCUUAGAGUAGAGCAAAUUGUUCCUAAUAUCAAUUUAAGAAAUAGUUCUCACAUGGAGUACAGUGUAGGAGAUAAUUGAGUAAUGUGGAAAACAGUGUUGUCUGUUGCAGCUUUGAACCAGAAGUGGAGGUGUGAAGUUCAUAGGGCUAUAUCUGGUAGCAAACUGGAAAUGCAACUUUAGAAAAUUCAGUUACUGAUCAUUUAUUUAGUCCAGAAAUGCACACUUUUUGGUUGUUUAUCUCAUGGAUGAAACAACAUCUGUAGAUGUGCAUGCAUAUGAAUUCCUUAAAUCAUUUUCCCUGACAAAUAACUUUAUUAAAAUAAUAAAUUUUAAAGUUAUUUGGUAGGUCCUUGAUUGCAUGUCUCCUAAAUAUCUUAUUAUAUAUAGAUCCAUAAACUAUGGAAAUCAGCUGGAUGGCUGAUAAGAUUCCCAUUUGUUCUGAGAACUAAGGAGCCUAACCAGUGUCUUUACCUGAUUUAAAGGAUCUGCCUCAGAAAAGUGGUAUAUAGCUUUCACUUGUGCAUUUGGCAUUUCUUUCAGACAAAUAGUGAAGUUUCAUUUCUGUACAUUAUUGAGUUGAUUUCUUGGUAUUUGGGUUUUUGGUCUUGUAAUAGGAAUAUUUUAUAUUUCUUGCACUCCCCAGGGGCAUUCUGUGAAAAAUGAGUUACUAAGUAAAAAGUGCUUUGGGUUUUGGGUAAAAAGGUUUAUGGAAGUACAAAGUUAGGGGGAAAAACAUAAAAUGUAUUAACUUUAUUUAAAUAUAUCCUAGACAUUUUUAGAGAGGUAAAUAUUGUAUGUGGGUUACAUCAAAGAUUGCAAAAACAUCUACAUUAAAUCUAAUAGGUUAUAAUAUAUAUUAAUUUUUUAGGUAGUUUGAGUAUGUGCUGCUCUCAGAUCCUAAAUUUUUUAAUUAUCAGUGUUUUGGUAUUAGAUUAUUUUUUCAUUUUUAGACUGUUACUGUAAUUUUAUCUGAACGUAGGAUAUAUUCCUUUGAUUGAGGUCUUUCUCUCCCAGGCUCUUCUAUUAGAGUAGGCAAUAAGGUCUAUGAGUAUAGGCACUUCCCUGCAUGCCCCCUUCCCAACUGCUGUCUUCCCAGUGCCCAGUGAGUGUGCCACAUGGAAAAUGCUCAGGGAAUAUCGGUUAAAUGAAUAAAUGAAUAGCAUAUUGAAGAGCUGAUCUGUUUUGUGAAAUUAUUGUGUCUUGAGAAUAGAGGAUAAAUAAAACACAGUCCCUACCUUCAGGAUUGAGUAGGUACAUCGUGUGCAUAUGGAAAAGUACUAACAAAAUCAGUCAGUUCAAGGUAGGGCAAAUGAAUGACAUAGAUAUUCAGUGUGAUAAGAGUCCUAAUGCUUUAUGCACUGAAUGUUUCAGUAGAACUGCUUUUUUGAUGUUCUUUAAAGACAGUAACUGUUGCAGCUGUUGUGUAUUUCGAGUGCCUACAGCAGUGCCUGUCAGACAUAGUGCUCAAUCUUUUUGAAUGAAUGAAUGAAUGGAAAAUAUGCCUCCUUAUUUUAAAUUAUUUUCAUAUCCAUAGUCUUCACUUUUGCUAUAUUUACUUGUUGCAUUUGCCCUUCUGCCCAUUUGGUGGUAGCUUAAUAAGGAGAAGAGUAAACUAAGGUUUAUUUAAUAUCUUAUAUACGUCAGAUAUUGUUUAAUGCUGUUUCAUUUAACUCCUGCAACAACCCUAUGAGGCUGGUGAUAAUCCUUCCCCUCAUUUUACAGCUGAGGAAAAAUUGAAUUGCUGGAGGAGUUAAAUGGUUUGUAGAAGACAAAAUAGGUAAUAAGUAGUAUGGAUUGUCUUCUCCAUUGUAUAUCAUCUUUAUUUCUUUGUUUUGCUUAUCACUACUCUGAUGCUGUUUAGUAGUUUCUGAAGUGAUAUCUGAAGAACUGAUGAAAGUAGCUGUUAUAUACAAUGUGUAUAACUUCUACCUGACUAUAUGGAGUUGUGUUGUCUAAGACUGUAAAGGGACUGAAAGUGGGAAUAGUGGCCUGUAGGGGUAUGAAAUACAGGAUGGUGGUUUUUAGUGAUUGCUUGCCAUCUUAUUUCAAGUGUGAAGAGCAGACAUAUUGCUCAGAGAUCAUUAUUGUAAUAUUUUGCUUCCUAAUAUUUUAAAGAUAGCCUUUGGGGGGAAAAUUCCUAUAAGGAGACCAAGUUUAGUGCCUUGUGGUGUCCAACAGAGGUGUUCCUGUGCUGCCGUCUUUGCCUCUGCUUGGUGAUAUUAAUUUCUCAGGUUGUACAUUUUCUGUUAUGCUCUGGGAAUCUAUCUGUCUCAAAGGGGAGAUAAGUGAUUUCCAUUUGAAAAAAAAAUUUGGAUUUUAAACCUCAUACGGACAAUGUGUCAGUUGCAACAAAUGUGCCACAUUAAUGCAAGAUGUUACUAAUAAGGUGGUAUAUGGAAACUCUGUAUCUUAUGCAUGAUUUUUCUGUAAACCUACAACUUCUCUUUAAAAAAAAAGACAUAUAACAUAUUUAUAUAUGAAGAUAUAUGCUAUUGAGUUAAACAUGUUAAGCAUUACUAGUUUAUAUCUGUAUUCUGGGACCCAAACUAGGAUCCCUUAAGCAGUGGUGCUUCAGCUACUUAUAAAAUGAUAUGUUUUCUAAUUUUGCCCAACAGGAACUUAUAGGUAUUUGAGAGCCUAGCUUUCAUUGGAGAGGUUACCGUGUUCCUUCCUUCAUUCAUUUAUUCAAUAAAUAAUUAUUAAGCAGCUACUGCAUUAAAAUAUGAGAGAAUUGAGGAGGGGUGAUAUUUGCCCAAGGACAUACAAUCAUUUGGGAGCAGCAAUUCAACUGGAAAUAAGGCUGAAGCUGAUGGUAGUUUAAGUGAUAGUCAUGUGUCGCCUCCAGCAAAACGCACUUUGAAGCAACCAGAUUCUGUUUGCAAAGACAAAUCAAAAUCAAGAAGUACUGGUCAGCGAGAGGAAUGGAACAUAUCAACUGGACAGGCCAGGUUAACUUCUCAGCCUGGUGCUACAUUACCAAACGGACAUAGUAGCUUAUCCCUUCGAAGCCAUCCCCUUCGAGGGGAAAAGAAGGGAGAUGGGGAUCUUUCUUGUAUAAAUGGUGACAUGGAAGUCAGAAAAAGUUGUCGUUCCAGGAAAAACAGAUUUGAAAGCGUGAACCAGAGUUUGUUAUUUGAUCAACUAGUAAAUAGUACUGCUGAAGCUGUACUACAGGAAAUGGACAACAUUAACAUCAGACGGAAUCGUCGAUCAGGAGAAGUAGAACGACUUCGAAUGUGGACUGAUACAGAAUUUGAAAAUAUGGAUAUGUAUUCAAGAGUAAAGAGGCGAAGAAAGUCCCUAAGAAGAAAUAGUUAUGGGAUACAGAAUCACCAUGAAGUUUCUACUGAAGGUGAAGAAGAAGAAUCUCAAGAGGAGGAUGGAGAUAUAGAAGUUGAAGAGGCGGAAGGAGAAGAAAAUGAUAGACCAUAUAAUUUGAGACAAAGAAAAACAGUGGAUCGAUACCAAGCACCUCCAAUAGUACCAGCUCAUCAAAAAAAGAGGGAAAACACACUGUUUGAUAUUCACAGAUCUCCAGCAAGAAGAAGCCAUAUCAGGAGAAAGAAACAUGCCAUUCAUAGUAGUGACACAACUUCAUCUGAUGAAGAACGUUUUGAAAGAAGGAAGUCUAAGAGCAUGGCAAGAGCAAGAAAUCGGUGUUUGCCUAUGAAUUUCAGGGCAGAAGACUUAGCUAGUGGUAUCCUCCGAGAACGAGUAAAAGUAGGUGCAAGCUUGGCUGACGUUGAUCCAAUGAACAUUGAUAAAUCAGUGCGGUUUGAUAGCAUAGGUGGAUUGAGCCAUCAUAUUCAUGCACUGAAGGAAAUGGUAGUAUUCCCACUUUUAUAUCCAGAAGUUUUUGAAAAAUUUAAAAUUCAGCCUCCAAGGGGCUGCUUGUUUUAUGGUCCUCCUGGUACAGGCAAAACCUUGGUUGCCAGAGCAUUAGCUAAUGAAUGUAGUCAAGGAGACAAAAAGGUAGCUUUCUUUAUGCGAAAAGGAGCAGAUUGUUUGAGCAAGUGGGUUGGUGAAUCUGAACGGCAACUUAGGCUUCUUUUUGAUCAGGCAUAUUUGAUGAGACCUUCUAUAAUAUUUUUUGAUGAAAUAGAUGGAUUAGCUCCAGUUCGUUCAAGUAGACAAGAUCAAAUCCACAGCUCUAUAGUGUCAACUCUUCUUGCUCUUAUGGAUGGAUUAGACAAUAGGGGCGAAAUUGUUGUUAUUGGUGCUACAAACAGACUUGAUUCUAUAGAUCCUGCACUCAGGAGACCUGGUCGUUUUGACAGAGAAUUCCUUUUCCACCUGCCUGAUCAAAAGGCAAGAAAACACAUUUUACAGAUCCAUACCAGGGACUGGAAUCCCAAAUUGUCAGAUGCUUUCUUAGGCGAAUUGGCUGAAAAAUGUGUUGGCUACUGUGGAGCUGAUAUCAAGGCCUUGUGCACUGAAGCUGCCCUGAUUGCCCUGCGCAGGCGUUAUCCCCAGAUCUAUGCUAGCAGUCAUAAAUUGCAGCUGGACGUUUCUUCAAUAGUGCUCAGUGCACAAGAUUUUUAUCAUGCAAUGCAGAAUAUUGUGCCUGCUUCCCAACGUGCUGUGAUGUCUUCAGGACAUGCCCUAUCCCCCAUUAUAAGGCCACUACUGGAAAGAAGCUUCAAUAAUAUCCUGGCAGUCUUACAAAAAGUGUUUCCUCAUGCUGAAAUUAGCCAGAGUGACAAGAAAGAAGAUACAGAAACUCUAAUUUUAGAUGAUAGUGAAGAUGAGAAUUCUCUAUCAAUUUUUGAGACCAGUUGUCACUCAGGAUCACCAAAGAAACAGUCAUCAGCUGCUGCUGUACAUAAACCCUACCUUCAUUUUACAAUGUCACCAUAUCACCAGCCAACCUCUUACAGGCCAAGAUUAUUGUUGUCUGGAGAACGAGGCUCAGGUCAAACUUCUCACCUUGCUCCAGCACUUUUGCACACUCUAGAAAAAUUCUCUGUGCACAGACUAGAUCUCCCAGCACUUUAUUCAGUUAGUGCCAAAACACCCGAAGAAUCGUGUGCACAGAUUUUUCGUGAAGCUCGAAGAACAGUACCUAGUAUUGUUUACAUGCCUCAUAUUGGUGAUUGGUGGGAAGCUGUCAGUGAAACUGUGAAAGCAACUUUUCUGACAUUGCUACAGGAUAUACCAUCAUUCUCACCUAUAUUUUUAUUGUCUACCUCUGAAACCAUGUACAGUGAACUGCCUGAAGAGGUUAAAUGUAUCUUUAGAAUACAGUAUGAAGAGGUCUUGUAUAUUCAAAGGCCUAUUGAAGAAGACAGAAGAAAAUUUUUCCAAGAAUUGAUUCUCAAUCAGGCAUCAAUGGCGCCACCACGAAGGAAACACACCGCUCUUUGUGCUAUGGAAGUGCUUCCUCUUGCACUACCUUCCCCACCUCGUCAGUUAUCAGAAUCAGAAAAAAAUCGGAUGGAGGACCAGGAGGAAAAUACUUUAAGAGAGUUGCGGUUGUUUCUCAGGGAUGUAACCAAGAGGCUGGCCACAGAUAAACGCUUUAACAUCUUCAGCAAACCGGUGGAUAUUGAAGAGGUUUCGGAUUAUCUUGAAGUAAUCAAGGAACCAAUGGAUUUAUCAACAAUAAUAACUAAAAUUGAUAAGCAUAAUUACUUGACUGCUAAGGAUUUCCUGAAAGAUAUUGACCUCAUCUGUAGCAAUGCUUUAGAGUACAAUCCAGAUAAGGAUCCAGGAGACAAAAUCAUUAGGCACAGAGCUUGUACUCUGAAGGACACUGCACAUGCCAUCAUUGCGGCAGAAUUGGAUCCAGAAUUUAAUAAACUCUGUGAAGAAAUUAAGGAAGCAAGAAUAAAAAGAGGCUUAAAGGUAACAGCAGAACAAAUAAAUCCUCACAGUACUGGAGCUCGGAAGACAGAAACUAGAGUUGAAGAGGCAUUUCGUCACAAACAAAGAAAUCCAAUGGAUGUCUGGCACAACUCUGCAAAUAAAUGUGCAUUUCGAGUUCGGAGAAAAUCAAGGCGGCGAUCACAGUGGGGUAAAGGAAUUAUUAAGAAAAGGAAAGUCAAUAAUUUAAAAAAGGAUGAAGAAGACACCAAAUUUGCAGACUAUGAGAACCAUACGGAGGACAGAAAAUUGCUAGAGAAUGGAGAGUUUGAGGUAAGCACUGACUGCCAUGAGGAAAAUGGAGAGGAGACUGGAGACUUAUCUAUGACCAAUGAUGAGUCAUCGUGUGACAUCAUGGACAUGGAGCAGGGGCAGCAGCUUAACAGUGGAGCAGGCACAAAAGAAAAUUUUGCGUCUACUGAAGAAGAAAGUUCAAAUGAAUCCCUCCUCAUCAACAGCAGCAGUUCUCUAAAUCCAGAGCAGACAUCCAGGAAAGAGCCUUUCCUUAAAGGAAACUGUCUAAAUGGUGAGGCCUCCACUGACAGUUCUGAAGGAAUACCAGUUCUGGAGUGUCAGAAUGGCAAAGCUGAAGUAAUUUCUUUCUGUGGUGGUGGAGAUAAAUGUAGUUCUGAACAAAAGUUUCUUCUGGAGGACCAGUCAAAAGAGAAUCCAGAAAAUUUGAAUGAAAAUCAUGGAGAUGAUCCUGAGAAAAUAGAUGCACUGGAAUGUGGCAAUACUGAGAAGUUAGAACCUGGCCAUGAUACGGAGGUUAAAGACGCAGAAUUGGAUAAAGAAGGUGCUUCUAAAGUAAAGAAAUACCGUAAGUUAAUUUUAGAGCAGGCAAAAACGACAAACCUGGAACUGGUUCCAGAAGAGCCAUCUGAGCCUGUGCCACCUCUUAUAGUUGAUCAUGAGAGAUUGCAGAGAUUGCUUGAUUUGUUGGUAGAUAAAAGCAACAAUCUGGCAGUUGAUCAACUUGAGAGAUUAUAUUCUCUUCUUAGUCAGUGCAUCUACCGUCAUCGUAAAGAUUAUGACAAAUCACAACUUGUAGAGGAGAUGGAAAGAACAGUUCAUAUGUUUGAGACAUUCCUAUGAACUUUCCAAGAUGAGUGGUUUGUCCUCUCCAAUCUGCUCCUGACAGAGCAUUCUUCUGAGCCAUUCAAUUUCAAAUUGCACCAAUUACGUGCAGAGCCUUGGUCUUAAGUGCUCUCUCACCCAUUCUUUUUCUUUGUUGAAUUUGGUGCUAUUGUCUCAGGUACCUGAAACCAACCAGCCUACAAGAACCAAACAGAACUUCAGAAACAUGUUGUAUUUUCCACAAAUAAAAAAUACAACCCUACAGCUUGGAGAUUUUGGUGCUACAGAAACUGCUCUCGCUUCUGCUGCUCCUUUUGUGCACUCUCUUUUGGAGACCUCUCUUAGGGAGCAGACCAGCAAACGUGAGGAAACUGGAUGGGGCAGUUCUAACCGUGUUGAAUUGUUUAAACAGUGGGCAGCCAAUUUUUUUUUUUUUUUCUCCUUUCUAUCCCGUUUAUCAUAUUUGUUUUCUUACUCUCUGGGUAAUGGACUGAAACCUGUUUUAGAGUUGGCUAUGGUAUAUUCUGGUGGAAUGAAAAACUUGGAUGAAAUCAGAUUAGGCUCUUUAAAACUGCCUUUAAUGUGCCUUUUUAUUCAUUUGAGAAAGAUAAGGCUAAACAGAUGGAUGGGCUUGCUUGUAGCAGAUGGCAGAAUUGGUUUGUUUUCUUUGGUCUUGACCCUGAAAUAAGUUUGAUACUCUGUGUCAUCAAGAGGCAACUAGUAAUUUGGUAUGAACUGCCUGUCUUGCUCUCAGAACGCAAUGAAGACACUCAAUAAGCCACAUAAUAUAAUAAAAUGGCAAAUUUUCUUGUAUGGUCUAUUUCUUUUUGAGCAACAUUUAAUAAAACAACAACAAAACCAAAUAAUAAUAGGCAACACACACACACACACACACACACACACACACACACACACACACACACACCUCUUACACUUUUUGGUAUUGCUGACAAUGAUGACCAGAAAAUAGAAAGAUAGCGGCCAUUCUUUCUUCCGUCAGUGAGUGGCAGUUUAAUAGUUGCCCAGGUUUGAGUUCCCAGAAAAGAAUGAUUUUCAUAUAUAGUAAAUUGGUAUACUUUUGUUUUAAAGCCAGAACUUGCCAAAUGAACAGGAAAGAGAGGAAUCUGUCAGAAGCUCCAGUUCAUUUUCUGUGUAUAAUUGCAAGUGAGCUCUGGUAUAGUCCAUGAAUAACAGUAUUAAUGUUUAAACCCCCUCCCAUAAUCUUACCUUCACAACUAUUCAUUUUGAUUGAAACGCAUUUUGGAUCUUGUUGAGUGAUUUCUGUGAAUUGUACUUAUCUAAAAUUAAUUAUGGGUUUCUAGUUUUACAAAAACCUAGCUUUCUACAAAUCUGGAAACAGUCUAGGCAGUUGCAAAGAGGCAAAGGGAGUGCAGUAAUGUUUUUUAUCAGAUGAUUUUUAAAUAAAUAGUAAAAAAAAAAAAAAUUGCUGACAACUUGGCUCAACAUCUUCAUUCAUUAUAGCCGUUAGCUGCAGGUAUGUCUUUCCAAUAUAUGCAACACAUGUAGUUUGGGUUUUAAUUAAAGCAAAUGGUCUUGGACUACUGCAGAGAUACUGAGCUACCUCAGCUUUUUGUAUUUUAGUUACCAACAGUGUUUACAGAGUCCUGUAAUCACUUUGCCACAGUUUACAUGCUGAAGCUAAGGUACUUGUCUCUGGCUAUUUGUAGUGUGCUGGAUGCCAGUGCAGAACAGCUCGCUUUGGCUCCUGCAGUAAUCCUAAAUGCUGCUUUGCAUUUGCAUUUACAUUUUACACCUUCUAAUUCUAGCUUAAUUUUUUUUUAAAUGCCACUUGUUUUCUUUAUACUUAGUCUAUGACGUUUUCAUAGUAUCCAGUUAGUCCUAUAAUUCAAGAUGCUACCCAUGUAGACACACUGUAUUUUUAAGGUGGGCAAGUGCGAUUAACGAUGAACCAUUUUAAAGGGGAGGUUAUUUGAAAACUCCAAUUUGAUUAUUGGGAGGAUUUUCAUGUUUUCUUUAGUAUUUAUUACCAUCAUACCAGUUCAAACUAUUUUACUGUCUAAUACAUUAGCAUUUUGUAUUUUGAUGGAAAUUGUUACAGAAUUUAAAGAUUUGAUGAAAUAAGAUGUAGCAGAUUUUUUGUAGCAAGUUUCUGGUAAAAGGGUUUUUUGCAAGUCUCAGGUUCUUGCUGCACUAUUUUUUUUUAAAUAUUUAUUCCAGUUACUCUAAUUCAGAAGCAUUCUGUUCAAGUAACAGCAGCACUUGUGAAAGAAAAAAUAACGCACAUGUUCUUAGUAAGUUACUAAUUUGUACGAGUUAAUUACCAUUUUAGCCAUCAGUGAGUUUGACAAGGGAAAUUAAUUUAUGUUCAGCAUUAAAAUGCUUCCAAAAGAUCGUGUGUUUUUUGUUUGUUUGUUUGUUGUUGUUUUUUUAAUUUUAACCUUAAUGUAGAUGGAGAAAUAGGAGGCAACCUCAGUAUGAUAGGAACUGCCACUUUGAACAGUUUAGGUCUUAAAGAUAAAGCCAAUCUAAUGCCAAGGGGAGAGAAAUGAGCUGAAAUUGUAGCAACUCCUCUGGCUCCAUUCCCCCCCAAAAGAAAUACACUACACCAGUUUUACUUAUUUUACAAAUAUCUGGUGGUUCUAUAGUUUAAAGCAGCUUGUAAAAUUAUCCAAGUUGACUCAAUUUUGUUUACCUUUCUGUUCUUAAUUUUUGCUGUAUAGCAUUGGCAAAAAUAUGUACAAAAUUGACCUCUGUUCUUAUUUCCUAUUGUGAGCAUUAUAAAUGAUAAGCUCCUGUGUAAAACUUUGCUCUCAGAUCAGUCAAAUAAAUAUGUAUCACAGCACAGCCCAACAAUAGUUAAUGCUUAGCUGUGGGGACCAUGGGAGCUGUUCUGAAGAUGAUGGAACCACACUAGGGUUGAAACUGAUGGCUGUGGAGUUAAUUGUGUUUUUGAACUUGAAUCUCACCUGUGAUUUUUGUUUUGUUUCGUUUUGUUUUGUUUUAUGUCCUUUCAUGACUUGAUUUUUCUCAUAUGCCAAUGUAUUUGUAGGUUUACUGGAUUUUAUUUUUAGGGAGUGGGGUGGUAAUUUCUCAUCUUCACAUUUUUUGAUUAAGUUGGUUCAGCUAUGGCGCUAUUCAGUAGGUAUCUUCAGUGUCAGAUCCCGUAGCUGAAUGCCAUUGUUAUUACAAUAUUAUUUGUAAUCACAUUGUAAGCUUGAAUUUGGGCUUGUACCUGCAUCUUUUGUAUUUUGUACAUUCGGUUCUUCAGAGUUUGGGAGUCCUAUUUGGUUUCAGUCAUGUCUGUCUACUUUGUAGAUUAAGUAGACUUCAUCAACUAUGGUCUAUUUUGAUUUGUAGUUUAAUUUAGAAUUGUGUUAAAUUGAUGUUUUGCAUUUGACUUCAUUUUACAUUAGUUUGAAGUAAAUUAUUUAAUUUUUUGAUUUCUGGAAUUUUGAACAUUUACUGUAAUUUGUAAUAUAACUGCUGUGAAAUACUUGAAUAAAGAUGAUAAGAAAAUGUCUUUCUUUUGCUUAA